AUGAGUGGAGCAACAAAGGUUGUUUGUGUAACAGGAGCCUCCGGUUACAUAGCAUCGUGGCUAGUUAAGCUCUUAUUACAACGAGGUUAUACUGUCAAAGCUACUGUUCGUGACUCAAAUGAUCCAAAGAAAACAGAGCACUUGCUCUCACUGGAUGGAGCAAAAGAGAGGCUUCAUUUGUUCAAAGCAGAUUUGAUAGAAGAAGGAUCUUUUGACACUGUAGUCGAUGGAUGUGAAGGGAUUCUUUCACCAAAUGCAGAAAUAGUUGACCCUGCAGUGAAUGGAACACUCAAUGUUCUCAAAUCAUGCGUGAAAUUUUCUACUGUCAAGAGAGUGGUUUUAACAUCUUCUAUGGCUUCAGUAAUGAAGAGUGGAAAACCUCUGACCUCUGAUGUGGUAAUUGAUGAAACAUGGUAUUCAGAUCAAGUUGUUUGUGAGAACCACAAGCAAUGGUAUAUGCUCUCAAAAACUUUAGCUGAGAAGGCUGCCUGGGAAUAUGCUAAAGGAAUUGGGAUUGACUUGGUUAUAAUGAAUCCAGGGUUUGUGAUUGGUCCACUCUUACAGCCAACUCUUAAUCUCUCUGUGGAGCUGAUUCAGAAUCUCAUAAGUGGCACCCAAACAAUACCUGUUUCAAAUUACAGAUUCAUUGAUGUUAGAGAUGUUGCCUCUGCUCAUAUUCAAGCAUUUGAAGUUCCUUCAGCUGCUGGAAGAUAUUGUUUAGUUGGCCAUGUUGCAAGCGUUUCCAAGACUCUGAAGAUUUUACGACAACUUCAUCCCACUCUGCUUCCUGAAAAAUGUGAGGUGGGCACUCCUCCGGAGCCAACAUAUCAAGUAUCCGUGGAGAAAGCAAAAGGUUUAGGAAUCACUUUCCUUCCUUUGGAAGUAAGUCUUAGGGACACUGUUGAAAGCCUGAAGGAGAAAGGCUUCCUCAAGAUUUAA
Messenger RNA from Prunus armeniaca (apricot), 939 nucleotides. Lineage: Eukaryota; Viridiplantae; Streptophyta; Magnoliopsida; Rosales; Rosaceae. The record is from the annotation of a GenBank genome assembly.